AUGGGGUACACCAACGGAAAUGAUGGCGCAAGUGAGAUCGAGCGCAUCGCGCAAAGAGCGCGUCAGGGCAGCAGGAGUCUUCCGUUCAUGACUGACCUUUUGGGAAACAGCUUGAACGACCGUCUCCUCUUUGCGGUGCCUAAGAAGGGCCGCCUCCACCAAGCAUGUCUUGACCUUCUCCACGGUUCGGACAUCCAGUUCCACCGACACUCCCGUCUCGAUAUCGCACUCGUCAAGAACCACCCUCUCGCUCUCGUCUUCCUACCCGCCGCCGAUAUCCCGACUUUCGUAGGAGAAGGUCGCGUAGACUUGGGCAUAACCGGGCGCGAUCAAGUCGCAGAACAUGAGUGCGUUGCACCACCGACUGCCACCAGCGGCGUAGAGGAGGUCCUCGAUCUAGGUUUUGGAAAAUGCAGUCUGCAGGUACAAGUCCCCGCGAAGGGCGACCUAGCCAAGCCAGAGGACUUGAUCGGCAAGAACGUUGUCACCAGCUUCACCAACCUGGCUGAGCAGUACUUCCGGAAACUCGAGGCCGAGCAAGCUGGAAACACAAACGGCGAAGCCAAUGGCGAUGCGAAACUCAAGACAGUCAUCAAGUACGUUGGCGGCAGUGUUGAAGCGGCAUGCGCAUUGGGUGUCGCGGACGGUAUUGUCGAUUUGGUGGAGUCAGGAGAGACAAUGCGCGCUGCAGGCCUCAAGGCCAUCUCCACAGUCGUCGACUCCAGCGCCAUCCUCAUCAAGUCAAAGCACCCAUCAGAUCCCAAAUUGGUUGAGCUGAUCACCGCUCGGAUAAAGGGUGUCAUCACUGCACAAAAGUACGUUCUGUGCACAUACAACAUCGACCGAUCGAAACUCGAUAUCGCGCGCAAGAUCACCCCCGGACGUCGCGCCCCCACCGUCAACGCGUUGGAAGAGGAUGGCUGGGUGGCUGUACAGGCUAUGGUGCUAAGGAAAGACAUCGCUAUUGCCAUGGACAAAUUGACGGAGGUCGGGGCUACCGAUCUCAUCGUAACAAAGAUCGAGAACUCGAGAACGGGUGAUUGA
Molecule: messenger RNA, 1044 nt
Organism: Alternaria incomplexa
Lineage: Eukaryota; Fungi; Ascomycota; Dothideomycetes; Pleosporales; Pleosporaceae
Gene: HIS1
Product: ATP phosphoribosyltransferase (ATP-PRTase) (ATP-PRT)
Exons: 3
Coding region: 1-1044 (347 amino acids)
Biological process (GO): L-histidine biosynthetic process
Cellular component (GO): cytoplasm
Molecular function (GO): ATP phosphoribosyltransferase activity; magnesium ion binding
Source: RefSeq, a predicted model, not a curated record